AAACUUGUUAGGGAUUUUAGACGUGUUGCUACAAAUGAAAAAAUAUAAAGUUACUAAACUGUUUUAAUCCCAAUGGAAAAUCAGAAAUUUUAAACGAUCGCAUUAAAUGUGAUAAGAAAUGUCUUUGCUUGGCCUAUUUACGACGGUUAGGACUAAUAUAAGAUAUACGUACGCUGCUUGGACGGCAUAUAGGAAGUGCUCUUCCCAGUCAUCGGGCGCGAGCCAAACCGACUGCUACGAAGACGACAUCAAGGAAAAAAUUCUUGCCGCUUCCUUGCCCUUUGUAGUCGAACUGGGAUGGUCUCGGAGCGCGCUGGGCGCUGGCGCCCAAGCUGUGGGCUAUCCGGGAGUCACCCAUGGGCUGUUUCCUCGCGGAGGCGCCGACCUAGUCCUCUACUUCCAAAGAACUUCGAACUUGAAGUUAGUGGAAAUCCUCAAAGAGAUGGAAACCAAACAGCGCGAGUCGCCGAUGCCGCCAGCCGUUUUCGUCGAAAAGGCGCUCCAAAGCCGCCUCCAGAUGAUUAUUCCCUACCUUAGCCGGUGGCCGCAGGCGAUAGCCAUAAUGUCGCUGCCGCCGAAUGUGCCCAACGCUUUGGCGACGAUUUUGACUGCGGUCGAUGAUAUUUGUUACUACGCCGGUGACCGGUCGGUAGAUUUCAACUGGUAUGCCAGAAGAUUAGGGGUGGCUGGGGUGUAUAAAGCGACUGAAUUGUACCUGAUUCAAGACACUUCACCUGAGUAUGAAGCUACGUGGAAGUUCCUAAAUAGGAGGUUGGCUGAGGCGGUGCAAAUUCACGAAACUUUGUGCAAAAUGGAUUUGGGCAGUGCGGGGCCUAAGGACGCAGUCACGUCGGCUUUUGUAACGGCGAGGAAUAUUCUAGGGUUGAACUGGAGUAGGUAGUAUUUCAAUUUAGCUAAGUAAUUAAUUGUUCCAAUUAUUGUUGUUGGUAUCUGUGAGGUAGUUUUAUAUAAAAAUUACAACUCCAAGUUA
This is a messenger RNA of Tribolium castaneum (red flour beetle), 991 nucleotides long. It is a transcript of the gene Coq9, whose product is annotated as Coenzyme Q9. Gene Ontology annotation, cellular component: mitochondrial inner membrane. NCBI's taxonomy places the organism in Eukaryota, Metazoa, Arthropoda, Insecta, Coleoptera, Tenebrionidae. Gene Ontology annotation, molecular function: lipid binding. Bases 119 to 901 code for a protein of 260 amino acids. The transcript has 5 exons. Gene Ontology annotation, biological process: ubiquinone biosynthetic process. The record is from RefSeq and is a predicted model, not a curated record.